AAUAUAUAUGCAUCUAUAAAAGUUAGUAUUAUUUUUCAUAUUAAAAGAUUAAAAUAGUACGAUACUUUACAUUGAAACGCAGCUAGACAGUGAGUGUGUUUUAGAAAACGUCAAAACUCAAACGAAAUUCCAGCACAAAGUACACGUACAAAGAUCCAUUUUCUACCACCCAACCAUAUCAAAGUGGUAGCAAGAGCAAGAACAGAUUCCCAUUUACAGACGUUAUCGUUCUGCAUGAAUUGAUGCGCAUACAUUCCAAUUGACAGUUUUCAGAGGACCUUCGCCGAAGUUGGAAGCAAUAAUUGAACAGUCUCCAAAGUCAGCUAUUUUCUUAAAAAAAAGCUCCAUAUUGAGCCAUAAGUCAGCAUUGUAAAGCAUUGGCCAAAAGCAUAGCUAACAUUACAGUUCAGCAAUCCUAUAUACUAUAGUGCGCGUACCUCCAACGUACUUGCAUAAAAUCCAACAUAUUCGCAUAUCCAAAAAUUCGAAAUUUAUUGAUUUACAAUUGGUCAUUGACAAAAAGCACACGGUCAAAUAAAUGCUAAUUUUACCUUGCUCCCGUUUUCCGUAAAAAAAAAGUAAGCAAAAAUUUUGAAACUAAAGUGUUUUAAUAAAAUUAAAUACAAAAUAUCUUAACAUUGAAAAGUUUAUAUUGGCCAAAAAAAGUAAAAAAAAAAUUGAAAAAAAGCAAAAAUAAUCUGCAAAGCAGUCAACAGCCGUAGCAAUCGUAUAACUCAGUGUUCGUGUUUAAAGAACUCGUGAAAACGUGAGAGAUUCGUGGGAACUUUUUCUCCACGCGAACAAACAACCCCCGUUUUCUUAUUCGGGGCAUAUCUAUUGUACAUUCCACAAAAACGUUGUGACGCGCAUUUAAAACUCGCCACCCACUAACAAACCAACAAGCACAGCGGCACUAUAGUCUUGUCUUGCAGUGUGCUCGUUAUUCUGCUCUUCCACGCACUAGUUACUACCUUAAGACCAUAAUCGGUACGACGUCUACAAGUCUACUCUUGCACUACAUACAUAUAAAGUUACUUGGAGUCGAAACACUCCCACCAAUACACACGUAUCAAUUGAUAUAGAAAAGUGCCAGCAAGUGCAUUGUUGGCAAAUAUAUUUUGCGUGAAGAAGAAUUUGUAGAAAGCAAGAAACCAGUUAGUGGUCGAAAAUGUUCUCUGGCCUAACAAAUCAAUUUACUUCAUUGGUGGGCGCCGUCAAGGGCGGUCAAGCCGACGAAGAUGUGCCUGCACCUACCCAAGAUGCUGUUGCCGCUCCGGAAGUAUCCGCUGCUACAGCAGCACCAACACCAGCUGCAGGCGCCGAACAAGCAGCGAAUGCGGCUGGCGUCAGUGGGGAGCAGCCUGUUGAAGGUGAAGAGGGCGCUAAAAGCGGCGAAACCAUAGUUGAUCAUUUCCUCACCGAAGCCACUGGUUGGUUGGGAAGUGCCAAAGGCUGGUUAGGCAGUGCCAGCGCUUCAAUUCCAUCAAUGCCGGCAAUGCCUACCAUGUCUAUGCCAUCAAUGCCAGCUAUGCCAGCCAUGCCGUCGAUGCCCUCAAUUCCGGGGCUGCGCAAAGGUGGCGCCGAAGCUGGUGAGGGUGUCGCCGCAGAUGGCACUGUCGCCGAGAGCGGAGAUCCCACAGGUGCCGUGAGUGGUGAAGAUGAUGACAAAUCGAGGUACAUUAGCGCUACAGAGGGUGCUGAUUCACACCCCGCUUCCGGCGGUGGCACCCCCACCGGUGAUGAGGGUCAAAUCGGACAGGGUAAGGGCGAAGAAGCGAACAUUACCACCAAAGUAACACAGCAGGCAAAACACUUCGGCUCAUUUUUGUCAUCGGCCAUAAAUAAGGCGGGCGCCAAAAUCAAGGAGACUGUCAAGGAGAAUCCCAUCCUCGAGUCAUUCAACAAAGAACAGGAAGCCUUUAUUAAAAGUCAAGGUGGCGCCGAUUCCGGUGUCGCACCAUGGAUUGGACACACCAACGAGGCUAAGAUUAAGGAGGAAAUUCUCGGCCUCUCACAGGAUCGUCGCAAUUUCGUGCGCGCACCACCAGCCGGUGUUGAUUUUGACUUCAACUACGAUACAGCGUAUCCCACAGCUAUUGCCAUAAUGGCCGAGGAUAAAGCGCUGGAAACAAUGCGAUUCGAACUGGUGCCCAAAAUCAUCACCGAGGAGAAUUUCUGGCGGAAUUAUUUCUAUCGCGUUUCACUAAUUAUUCAGGCAGCUGAAUUGGGUACACUUGGCGCUGAUGGCGUUGGUCAGGCCUCAAGCGGUGAAGACGUUAAAAAUACACAAACAGACAAGUCGCCAGCAAAAGCGGCCGCUGUUGCGGUCGGUGCAGAGCAGACAAGCGCAAAUGAUAAGGAUGCCAACACAACAACAUCGAUUUCGCCUAUAUUUCAACAACCCAUUGGUGUGGGUCUAGAUAAGCCUGUGAGCCAAAAGUCACGGCACAGUGAAUCGGAAUUCGUUUCCGAUUCAUUUCACACAAAUACUGAAACUGAUUUGGAGGAAAUCAAGGAUGGCAUGCGCAAAUUGGGUAUUGAUAGUAUGACAGAGCAAGCGCUCGGCAGCGAUGAAGAACAAUGGGAAAAAGAUCUGGAGGCUGAGUUAAAGGACUACGAAGUGGUAAGCGACACAACAGGCGGCACGACAACAGCUCACAGUCGUGACCGCGGUGGCGGCAGCGCCGACGCCGACAAUACUGUUGAUCGCAAUGGCGAUGACGACGAAAUACCGACAAUAUCUAAUCUGCGCACACGUUCAACAAACAACGAUUGGGAGGAGUAUGCCGAUCUGAUCGAAGAUACCGAUGAUUUAAAGUAAUUAAGAGCCUAUAUCGUAGCUUCUUCUAACUAAGUUCAUACAUACCUACAUACAUACAUAUAAACGUUCAAUAUAAUUAAUUGUCCUAAACCAAUACCACCAUCACCUACAACAUUACAUACAUACGUAUAUACAUAUUUAUUAGCAAUAUGUGUACGGCGUUCGAUCUGUCAUUUAUACAUACAUAAAAAUGUAUUGCUUAUUUACCUAAACUUUAACUUAAACAAAAAUUUUUCAAUUACUACGCAUACGUUUACUUGACUUACCAUAAUUGUACUUGUAUUUGACGUGUAACAUAUAACAUUUCUGGUUUUUCUUCUUUUCUCUCCUCUCACAUACUUUUCCAUACCUGACUUUUGCUAUCGACGGCUUUACCGUUUACCAUUACUUUCUGACGUUACCUACCUUUAAUUUAUUGUGUACCGUUAAAAUGUUUUUGUUCGUACCCGAUUGUAACUGUAUUUUAUGUUUUGUGGUUGUGUUUGUAUUGGAAACUGUAUUAUUGCUGCCAAUGAAUUACACAUUUAAUGAAUUAUAAUUAUAAAUCAAUUAAUUCAUGACGUUAUCAUGUGUAAUGCAAAACCAACAAAUAUGAAAACAAAAAAAA
Bactrocera tryoni is the source of this 3428-nucleotide messenger RNA. RefSeq names its product synapse-associated protein of 47 kDa (gene Sap47). The transcript is spliced from 11 exons. The coding region runs from base 1169 to 2821 and encodes 550 amino acids. The record is from RefSeq and is a predicted model, not a curated record. Lineage: Eukaryota; Metazoa; Arthropoda; Insecta; Diptera; Tephritidae. Gene Ontology annotation, cellular component: cytoplasm; synapse.